Molecule: messenger RNA, 4539 nt
Organism: Chondrus crispus (carragheen)
Lineage: Eukaryota; Rhodophyta; Florideophyceae; Gigartinales; Gigartinaceae
Product: WD40-repeat containing protein
Exons: 2
Coding region: 1-4329 (1442 amino acids)
Molecular function (GO): protein binding; ADP binding
Source: RefSeq, a predicted model, not a curated record
AUGCAAAGUCAUCGCUGCCCGCCCGCCCACCCACACAGUCUUCGAGAAAACGACAACGAUAGCCUUUUAUGCUUCCAUCCUACUGUAUCCUAUGGCCCUGAGACUCGGAAAUGUGUCCAGUUGGAUGCAGAGUCAUCGUUGCCCACCCACACACACAGCCUCCAAGCCCACCACGACCAAAAACCGUUAUGCGUGAAGCUUUACUUAAGGCACCCAGGGGUGCUGCCGCAGACUCCCUCCCAUUGGCAUCGCAAACACAUCCUUUCCUCCUGUAUCCAUCCCCCUCGCAUACAACAACCACUCCGAAAGCUUUCACUCGCACAAUCUACUUUCUACCGCCUCCUGUCAGGUACCCUGCGCUUCCAUUCCGUCGUAGAGCUUUGCCGUCUUCGGGGAAUCAUGGACCCGUUGAGUAUCCUAGAACUGGUCGGCGCGGUAGAGCAGGUCGUCAGCCUUGUGCAAAAAGCCAUAGACACCCACGAUGCCUACAAGAAUAACGGAAGCUUGGCCACAAAAGUCCUCAAACAGUACCUCGAGCUCCAGAAAUUGACGGAGAAUGUCGCCAACGUCCCCAUUCACGACCUAGAACCCCUACACAAGAAUGAGUUGCAAGCUCAGGUUCAAGUCGUGUCGCGCUCUGUUUCGGGGUUGGUCAAGGAACUCAAGGAUGAAACAGAGAAUCCGAAAGGUAAAUUACAUGCCUUGGCGUCAGCCACCGGAGUUCGAGAUGUCUUAUUGCAGCGCCAACAGGAAGCCGAAAAGCUCUAUGCUUCCAUUGAUAACGUAAGGAAGGAAUUGCACGGGGUGAGAGAGACGCGCAGACAAGGAUCGCGCGUAGUUCGUGAGAUACGCUCACAUGCACCGGUAGGCGACGUGUUCAAGCCCAGCUUCGCGGUUGAAUUCAACCCUUCUACAGUGCUCAUUGAUUUAAAGUCUACAUGUCGCGGCUGUACUGAUCCUGACACUGUAGAGAGAAAGCUAAAAGCGGCUGUUCUGAGCACCAGAAUAACUUCGCAUGUAGGCGCAACGGCAGUUGGACAAGCCGGCGUCGGAAAAACAUGUGCCCUCCGAGCAAUUGCACAUGAUGAAGAGGUUGUCAAGCGCUUUCCAGGGGGAGUAUAUUUUUCAACUCUAGGGAAAGACGCAAGAGAAGCAGAGCUGAAGCAACGACUCUGCGACGUUGUCCGCAUCUCUGGGGGACGUGAACAAGGGGACAAGCUGUCCAAUCUGGCCGACCUGGAUGGGGUGCUAACAGGGGUUAAAAGUUGGUUUUCAGAUCAUCAGUGCCUGUUCAUUUUCGAUGAUAUCUGGUCGCGCAACAACAAUGAUGAGAAGAUCCUGCUAAAACUCUCGAGCCUUGCCAGCACCGCAGUGCGCAAUGGUCAGCCAGCCAGCAAGGUUUUGUACUCCACAAGAGAUCCGACCCUAUCACAUCUUGGCGAGCAAGUUAAGUUUGAGCCGAGAGAAGGGCCUGAUGCGUACGACAUUCUAAUUCAUACGAGUGGAGCAUCGCGUGGUGAAGUAGAAAAUCCGAUAUCGAGAGAGGCGUUUCGCGAGAUUCUUGACAUGUGCGCGGGACUGCCACUGGCUCUGAAUGUAGCAGGAGCUAGUGUUAAACAAUCAAGAGGCGAUCUUGCCGGGGACGUACCAAAGCUGUGGACGUUGUACCUGAAAACGAUCAAAGAGAGCCCAGGAAGCGGUACGAUUGGCGCACAGGAGGCAAGGGGCGGGUAUAAAUCGCUCUACGCAAUGCUGCGCUCGUCUUUACAGCAUCUAGACUCGCAUGACAGCGAGGAAUCUCCGUCUUUCUCGAAAAUGCACCGCGCGUUGUGUGUUAUGAAGAAACAGACUGUGAUGCCUCUAGCGGUGUUAAGGGAUCUCUGGGGAGCGGGCGAUGUUAACAUUGCAAGAAAGUAUGCGACUCAGAUGGAAAGUGUGGGGUUGGUUGACAUUGGAGUUUUGGCGGACACGACAGACCAAGGAAUACGUCUUCAUGAUCUUACGCAUGAUUUCGCAGUCUCCGAAGCACAGCGGGUGGAAGGCCCCGGCUGGACCAAGCACUGGUGUCGGGAGCUGAUUGACAGCUAUCGGAAAGAGAGGGAUGUGCUCGAAGCAGUAGUUGAAGAUCAGGUCCCCAAGGAGGCUAGCGAGGCGGAGGAGGGAUAUUUUUUCGAGAAUAUUUGUCGACUACUUGUCGGGGCUGAGCUGAUGAAAGAGCUGGGCUGCUUGCUUCUUAGUAGCAGGUGGAUAUUGAAGGUGUUGCUAAGAAAAGCUGUGUGGCAGCUGGUAGAAGCGGUAGAGGAGUUGAGGAAGCUUGCUAGUGAGAAACCAGAAGCGAUUGCAAGUGAGCAGUUGUCUGCAAUAGUUCUGGUGAUGCAAGCUGCGCGGCUGAGUGUAUCGUCUUGCGAUGAGAGCGUUGCCGGUAUCUGCUUUCAGCUUUACAGCAGGGCAAUGCACAAACGGGGCGUGAAGAGCGUGGAGAGCUUCUUGUUGGACAUCGAGAAGUUUGCGCCCAGACCGUGGUUACUCCCAAUACGUUCAUGUCUAACUGCAGCUGGGGGGAGGUUGCUGGAGACCUUUUACAUUCGCGAUUCAUGUGUUAAGAAGGUGAUGUUCGAUUCGGACGGCGCGGUCGUUGGACUGGGGUAUGAUCCCGAUGAGGGCAGCGAAGAUGUGGAAGUAUUCAAGAGUACCCAACACGGGGCAUUUAAUAGAACGGUUUGCGGCCCUUUCAGAUCAGAGGACGAAGGGGCUCUGAGCCGAACGGGAAGCGAGACACAAAUGGCUCGGACGAGUCAAGCAGCGGCAGAAGGCCAAAGGCCAACGGCUAGGACGAGUCGAGCAGCAGCAGAAAGUCGGCAUCCGACACAACGAGGCGCCUGGAUCAGGACUGUGGGAAAGAUGCUUAGCGAAAGAAUGGCUGCCUGCUCUUGCUUUCGCCGGGCCCCUGAGAAUGACCGUGCCGAUGGCGGCGCUGACGCUGACGUGUCUGAUGACGGCACAUCACGCGUGACAGGUAGUGACAGUGCCGAUAGCGUGACGCCUGGCGUACCCUUCGUAACAGCCGCUUGUCUCUCUGCGGACAGCACCCGUGCUGUUAUCGGAUUCAGCAAUGGGGAUUUGAUUUCUUGGUGCACCAGAGAACACGAGCUUGUUCAAUCCUUCAAAGGCCAUUCCGAUACGAUAUACGAUGUCGUAAUGAGCGGUGACGGGAAACGGAUUGCGUCGGGGUCAGGUGACGAGACGGUGCGAGUAUGGGACGCUGAGACGGGACGUCAAAUCGGCCACACGAUGACCGGGCACACGGAUUGGGUGACGAGUGUGUCGAUGAGCGGGGACGGGAAACGGGUUGCGUCGGGGUCAUAUGACAAGACGGUGCGAGUAUGGGACGCUGAGACGGGACGUCAAAUCGGCGACACGAUGACCGGGCACACGAAUUGCGUGACGAGUGUGUCGAUGAGCGGGGACGGGAAACGGGUUGCGUCGGGGUCACGUGACGAGACGGUGCGAGUAUGGGACGCUGAGACGGGACGUCAAAUCGGCGACACGAUGACCGGGCACACGAAUUGGGUGACGAGUGUGUCGAUGAGCGGGGACGGGAAACGGGUUGCGUCGGGGUCAGAUGACAAGACGGUGCGAGUAUGGGACGCUGAGACGGGACGUCAAAUCGGCGACACGAUGACCGGGCACACGAGUUUGGUGACGAGUGUGUCGAUGAGCGGGGACGGGAAACGGGUUGCGUCGGGGUCACGUGACAAGACGGUGCGAGUAUGGGACGCUGAGACGGGACGUCAAAUCGGCGACACGAUGACCGGGCACACGGAUUGGGUGACGAGUGUGUCGAUGAGCGGGGACGGGAAACGGGUUGCGUCGGGGUCAGUUGACGAGACGGUGCGAGUAUGGGACGCUGAGACGGGACGUCAAAUCGGCGACACGAUGAACGGGCACACGAGUUGGGUGAGGAGUGUGUCGAUGAGUGCUGACAGCCAGAAGGUGCGGUCCGUGUCGUUUGAUGGAACGGUGUUGCAAUGGAAAGCGCGUCCGGGUGUCUCUGAUUUGCAGUGGAAAGCGUGGCCGGGUGUCUCUGACAUGGACCAAAGCUGCGAAACGAAUGCUCAUGAAUUUGAAGGCCACGUACGGCCCUUGGACGCAUUCGGCAUCGUUAGUCGCGAGGGCAGAGCAUUUGUCAAACAGGGAGAUGGUACCGAAAUCACUCUGGCAGACUUUGGAAGUCCAGUUUCCACCUUCGACAUGGACGUGGAGCGCGGCACUGUAGCCGUUGGCAUGGAGAGUGGCAUGUUUGGCAUCCUGACAGUUGUGACUGCGUAACAUCCGAGGCGGUAGGAAACAGGCUCGUCGCCGCACUUUUGCUUAUCACACCAUUGAAAUGGCUGCGUCGUAAGUGACGAAGUUGGAAGUGUCUUGGGACGUUCCCGUUACAGUGAGUAGUACGUGCACACCCGUGUUGCAUGCACUAAAAGUGCAGUACUCCCGGAAGGUUGUUGCGCAUUUACAGUAAAUAUCUGGUGUCUUUCCUUA